Molecule: messenger RNA, 2109 nt
Organism: Sus scrofa (pig)
Lineage: Eukaryota; Metazoa; Chordata; Mammalia; Artiodactyla; Suidae
Product: olfactory receptor 8A1-like
Biological process (GO): G protein-coupled receptor signaling pathway
Cellular component (GO): membrane
Molecular function (GO): olfactory receptor activity; G protein-coupled receptor activity
Source: RefSeq, a predicted model, not a curated record
CAAAACUAGAUUCACCUACACUCAGCUGGCUCCAAAAGCUCAAAACUAUCUUCACCUAGGAGUGCAACAUGCAGCCUUUCACAGAGAUCCUCUCUCCCAUCCCCACAGGGCCCCCAGCCAGAGGAGAAUGGCUACAGAAAAUCACUCUACAGUCACAGAGUUCAUUCUUGGAGGUUUAACCAGUCGGCCAGAGCUCCAGCUCCCCCUCUUCCUCCUCUUUCUUGGGAUCUACUCCAUCACCAUGCUAGGGAACCUGGGCAUGAUCACACUGAUUUGGCUGAGUGCUCAGCUUCACACCCCCAUGUAUUACUUCCUCAGCAAUCUGUCACUCGUGGAUCUCUGCUACUCUUCUGUCACUGCUCCAAAGAUGCUGGUGAACUUUGUGUCAGAGAAGAACACCAUCUCCUACACAGGGUGCAUGUGCCAGCUCUACUUCUUCCUUGUGUUUGUCAUUGCUGAGUGUUACAUGCUGACAGUGAUGGCCUAUGACCGCUAUGUCGCCAUCUGCAGACCUCUGUUUUACAACACCAUCAUGUCUCAUCAAGUCUGCUCCCUGCUGGUGGUCACCGUCUAUGCCAUGGGGCUCAUUGGCUCAACCAUAGAGACUGGCAUGAUGUUGAAAGUGCCCUAUUGUGAGCCCCUCAUCAGUCAUUACUUCUGUGACAUCCUCCCCCUCAUGAAGCUUUCCUGCUCUAACACCUAUGAUGUUGAGGUGACAGUCUUCUUUUUGGCUGGAUUCAACAUUGUAGUCACUGGCUUAAUGGUCCUCAUUUCCUAUGCCUUCAUCCUGUCCAGUAUCCUCCACAUCAGCACCACAGAGGGAAGGUCCAAAGCCUUCAGCACCUGCAGCUCCCACCUUAUGGCAGUUGGGAUGUUCUAUGGAACAACAGCAUUCAUGUACUUGAAACCCUCCACAGCCAGUUCCCUGGCCCAGGAGAACGUGGCCUCUGUGUUCUACACCACAGUCAUCCCCAUGCUGAACCCCCUCAUCUACAGCCUGAGGAAUAAGGAAGUAAAGGCUGCCAUGCAGAAAACUCUGAGAAGAAAGAUUAAUUGAUGCAAAUGUUAUUUUUCCUUCUCAAUUAAAAAUCAACUUAAAAAUAAGUUCCCGUGAUGGAAACCAGUCCCUUCUCUGCAUGGCUGGGUGAUUGCCUCCUUCCUCCUUCCCUCUUCCUUCCUUCCCUCUCUCUACUCUCAUUUCUGUUUGAAGCUGGCUGAUUUCAAGUUGAUGCUUUCUUUCAUUUUCACUAUUCUGAGCCCCUUGGUAAGCCCUACUAUCUUAAUUAUAAUUUAACAUAAAUAUUAAGCUUUUACAAACUCACAGAUACAGAGACCAACUAGUGGUUAGCAAUAGGGAAUUGGAAGAGGGGAAGGGCAAGUUAGGUGUAGGGAAUUAAGAGAGAGACACUCUAUAAAAUGAAUAGUCAACAAGGAUCUAUAUUGUACAGCACAGGGAAAUACAGGCACUUUUGCAUAGUAACCUUAAGUGCAGUUAACUAUAAAAAUAGGGAGUCACCAUAUUGUACCCCUGAAACUAUGUAACUUUGUGAGUCAACAAUACUGCAUGCAGUUAAAAAAUGUAAACUUUCAUCAGAGUUGAGCUUGAGAGUCAUUCACUGUUUUAUUGCCUUCUACGUAGAAAAUAAUCCUCAACCCAGUUCCUACGUUUUUGCACUUGGUAGUACACAAGGCAGAGAGUGUGGAUUUGAAAGUCACCAAGAGAUGAUACCCAGAGUCUUUCUCAUCCAGACUUAUUCCUGUCUCCUCUUUUAUUCCUCUCUACUGAUCCACACCCAAGAACUUCUACCUGGACCUUUUAUGUGACUUCCUUAGUGACAGUGAUAAUAAUGCCAGCCUCUAACAUGUUUUUGGGUGCUUACUCCGAGCCACACAACUCUUCUAAAGUCUUUGUAUGAAAUAUUUCAAUUAUAGGUCGCAACAGAUAGGGACUGUUGUUGUGGAACUCCCUGUGGAAUUUGUCCAUUUCCCUGUGGGAACUUGUCCAAAUGUGGAAUCUCCCCUCUAUCCCUGAACUCAAGCAACCACUAACUUAUAUUCUUUCUUUAGGUGUUGCUUAGUUUGGCCUAAUGUCUUAGAAUUUCAUGUAAA